ACACACAUUCGAUAAUAUUAAAGCAUUGUGUAUUAAUCUUGCAGGUACACGAGUUUACAAGUUAGUUUAAUAGUUUUCAAUAAUAUUAUUUUAUUAUAAAUCACCAUAAUUGUAGAUUUACCACCAGUGGCAGUUGUCGCUUCUUUUCGAUUUGAAAUAAACAGUCUUUUACGCUGUGGAAAAAAAAACAAACAGUUCAGUUAGAAAUAGUGUCAGCGGUUCAAAAGGCCACAGAAGUAAAACAGCGUCAGAUACGAGAUGUUAAAAAGUUGAAACAAGUUACCUUUGACGUCCAACACGACAGGCGGCCUCCCGCGGACUUCAGCCGCUGCUUCGCCAGCUUUGACGCCUUCGAAGAACACCCUUUGUAACACUUCUCGCACGUCGUUCAUCUGCAGCAGUUCCGCAUCACUCUGUUCUCGGGUGACAAUCGAUUGUUCUGCACAUGGCACGUUCAUACGAACAGGCUGUCUCCUGCGGUGUACUAUCCUGCCUUCGUCCAAAUCGUCGUCAUAUACGUAAUGUGGUUGCUUGAGCACGACAAAACCGCCGGACAGUUUUCGUUGUUGAAUGAACAUGACGGGGGUCUCGGGUUUAUCGUACAGGACAGUCUGUCGCUCACGAAACACCACUGGUUUCUCACGGACUACCACUGGUUGUUCCCGGUACACGACAGGCCGUUCUCGGUACACGACCUGUUUGUCUUGCACGGCCACGUCGUCGUUGCCGGACGACGCUAAACGCGACAUGGUAGCGGUCGGCCCACACGAUCUGGCCGACGACCGUCCCAAAGCGCGAUCAAUGGCCGACGCGCACCUAUGUUCGCGGUCGCUACCAGCCUGUCUGGAGUCCCUAUUCUUGAUGUCCGCGUUGCCGUCACGGUUUUCUGGUAUGUGCUCGUCGUCCCCGUUGGCCGCUUCCGCGAUUAUAGUUGACGUUUCAUUUUCGCUCUUUUCGGCGGUUGUCCUCUCGUUGGCCGGCGCUCUUCGAUCGUUGUUGUUGUUGGCCGGUGCACCAUCGCAGACGACGGCGGUGAUGACCGCCACCAACAGCACCAGCAACACCGUUCCGUGACACUUUCCUGUUGACAUCAUCGUUCGACAGCGGGUGGACUUGAGGGACUCGUUGCACUAGUUGGUCUGCACUGUCCGAUGUGACCCAGAAGACAUUCGAUUACUGUGAAUGAUGAUGACAUCAUACGAUGUCGCAAUAGAUGGUACGCCGUCCUGGGAAACCGGCUGUAAACGUAUAUUCUUUAGUGCUGUUGAAGAAUCGCCGAGUUUACCUGUUUCUAUUAAAUAACACUGUGAUGAUGUUUCGCUUGUUAUUCGAAAAACAAUGGCCGCUUAACGCCAAGUCCAUGUCUACUACUAAGAGUUCUCAUUUAAUGAAUGUACUGACGGACUCGUUUGGAAGGAAGCACAACUAUCUUCGAGUAUCUCUGACCGAACGUUGUAAUUUAAGAUGCGAAUACUGCAUGCCGGCAGAUGGAAUAAAGCUGUCAAACAGAGACAAUUUACUCACUACUGAGGAAACGGUACGGUUAGUGGGUAUUUUUGUUAAAAAUGGAGUCGAUAAAGUCCGAAUUACUGGUGGAGAGCCGACCGUGAGGAAAGACAUAGUCCACAUCGUCGCAGAAUCUCUCAAGUGUUUCAAGAGUUUGCGGACGAUCGCCAUGACCACUAACGGGUUGACCCUGACGAAAACCUUGGUGCACUUACAGCGGGCUGGCUUAAAUGCUCUGAACGUAAGUAUGGACACUCUGCAACCGGCCAAAUACGAAAAGAUCACCAGACGCGAUGGUCGGCUACUCAAACGGGUGUUGGCCGGAAUCGAUUUGGCCUUGCAGCUCGGUUUCAGCCCGGUCAAGGUCAACUGUGUGUUGAUGCGAGAUUUCAAUGCCAACGAACUUUGUGACUUCGUGGAAGCCACUCGGCACCGUGACGUUCAUUUUAGGUUUAUCGAGUUUAUGCCAUUCUCUAAAAACGACUGGGACGAACGACAAUUGGUCCCGUACAAAGAAGCCAUCCGGGAAAUCAGCAAGUCUUAUCCAAAUUUCGGACCUUGCGAUCACGACGACCCUAAUUCGACUUCAAAGAUGUACCGGGUGCCGGAUUUUGCGGGCAAAGUGGGUUUUAUAUCUUCGAUGACGAGCGACUACUGCGACAGCUGCAACCGUCUAAGACUGAUGGCCGACGGCAACCUGAAAUCGUGUCUGUUCCAAAACGAUGAAAUCAAUCUCAGAGAUCCACUCCGCAGAGGAGCGCCGGAAGAGGAACUGCUGAAUAUCAUAUCGGAUGCAGUAAAAGCUAAAAAACGAAAACACGCUGCAAAUGGCUUAUCGUCGGUCAACACUCGGACUACUCGGACGAACAACAAGAUUAGAUCACUACUAUCAAGACCAGAUGAUCCGGGCUGGAACACCGUCAUCAUUCGUCGAUGCCACGAACUCACCCACGUUGACCCCGAGUCCGGCAAGGCUCGCAUGGUGGACGUGACCGGUAAGCCGGCCACUCGUCGCACGGCCACGGCCACGGCCUUAGUAAAACUAAACCGGACAGCCGUUGAGUUGAUACAAGAAAAUACGAUGAAAAAAGGGGACGUGCUGGCCGUGGCGCAGCUGGCGGGUAUUUGUGCGGCCAAGAAGACAUGGGAUUUGAUACCGCUGUGCCAUCAGGUCCGGUUGGACGGAGUAUCGGUUGUCGUCCGGUUGGACCGUGAGGAGUCGGCGGUCACCGUGACCGCGACCGCCGUUACCGAAGACCGGACCGGCGUGGAAAUGGAAGCACUGACUGCUUGCACAGUGGCUGCCCUAACCGUGUACGACAUGUGUAAAGCUGUCAGCAAGCACACGGUGAUCGAAAGCGUCCGGUUGGUGUCCAAAACUAAGGAAUGUUCGAAGACGUCGUAAAAUCGAAAAUAUUACAAUAACAGAAAGUACAACUUAAUGAUUUUAUAAUAUAUGUUAAUAUGAUAAUUAUGGUUUUUAUCCAAAAUUACAAAUAGUUACUUAAAAUGGUCAUUAAAAUCAUAUCUGUACCUGAAUUCCAAUUUCAUUCUCUGGAACUUUUAAAAACAAGCCUUACGUAAGGCUGCGUUAAAAUGUUUAAAAAUGUUCUAAAGUUUGUAUUUAGUAACACAUUAUAAAGCAACAUUUUGUCGUACGAUAUAAUCAAACCAGUAAAAACUAUUUAUUUGUAUAAUAAUAUUAAAAUAAGGUUAAGCAGCCUACGCGCAACCUGUUUCGACACUCUCGGCGGCCUUAAAGCAACAAGACGUACUUCCUGAGCGCAUUGUGGCUUAGGCGAUUUCAUUGAUGGAUAAGUGAAAGCAGCCCAUCCAAACUUAACUAUUUCAAAAAUAUUUGAACCGAUAUUAAUUUUGAGUAAAAAUAAUAUCAAUUCGGAUUCAAUAGAACAAUUUGUAAUUGAAACAAUUAACAAUGCAAAUAAAAAAUACUGUAAUAAGACUAGAGAAAAUGUUUUAGUAUAAAGGUUGAAACAAACCGUUGCUUGGAUUUACCCCGUGACAAAGAUAAAUCUGACAAAUAAAACUUUUAACUUUUACC
Messenger RNA from Adelges cooleyi (spruce gall adelgid), 3568 nucleotides. RefSeq names its product molybdenum cofactor biosynthesis protein 1 (gene Mocs1). The transcript has 11 exons. The record is from RefSeq and is a predicted model, not a curated record. Bases 1214 to 2911 code for a protein of 565 amino acids. Gene Ontology annotation, molecular function: metal ion binding; cyclic pyranopterin monophosphate synthase activity; 4 iron, 4 sulfur cluster binding. Gene Ontology annotation, biological process: Mo-molybdopterin cofactor biosynthetic process. NCBI's taxonomy places the organism in Eukaryota, Metazoa, Arthropoda, Insecta, Hemiptera, Adelgidae.